ACACGUAGUAAAAAUUCCUAAGGAUUUCAAUCCUCCAAAAUUCCUUGAAAUCCUUUGAAUCAAAGAAGCCCUAAAAUGUUACAGCAGACUAGCUUCUUUCGAAAUAAAAUGAAGCCAUGUCGCACCCACUCAAUAAAAGCCCAACAAGCCUUUGAAUUUGCUAUGGGCCAUAUGGCCCAUACCUUGUGUGCUUUCAGAGUUUCAGAUUCUGCACAAUGUGACACUCGCAUCAGUAUUAGUAUCGUACUGUAAUAUACAGUCAUCAAUUGCUUUUCAUAAGUACACAACUGUUCGAACUGUUCUCAAACCGAAUGCUUAUAACUCGAACACCACCACCACUAUAUGCUAUACUUAUCAUUUCUUGCUUGGAUACUUGGACUAAUGCUACUCAUGAAUUAUACCACUAUUUUGCAACCUGUAUAGUAUCCGUUCGGCAAAACAGAUUCAGUGGUUUCUUCGAACAAAAUCGACCCUUGGGUUUCACAACUUCUGGCAGUACUGAUAAUAUCCUCGCUAUCGCCAAUGACUAUCUGCAGGUAGUUCGUGAAUUCGGAUCGUUCGACAACUACUGCUGGAGCUUCGUGAACCACAGGCCCAUCACAAACGGCUUCCGCUACGCUCGCCAAGUGCCCACCAAGACGCCCAAAUCUGAGGCUAUGAGCAAGGACCUGAUGCGGCGAGGGUUCCAGUGCGUCGGCCCCACGACGGUCUACUCCUUCAUGCAGGUCGCCGGCAUCGUGAACGACCACCUACGGUGCUGCUUCAGGUUUGAUCAGGCUGGCAGCCAGCCCAAGGCCGCCGAGGAGAACAUGAGAGCCGAUAUAAGAUUGGGGUCUCCCGCUUCAGAGGAUUCAGAGAUCAGCGAGGUGUAGUUAGGUCUCUGAACUUGCUCAUCUUGUGUUUACCUUCCGUCAGACAUGGCAGUUGGUUUGGCAGUGCAUUUUGUGGUGUGACUGGUGUCAGGUCACUUGUAGUGUGAGUACAUUAUAGAUUGUACAAAAUGGUGAGACAUGGUGCAUGGUCAAGGUGUGGUUUGCUUUCUUAAUUGCAUGUAAAGCAUCUGUAUUGUGGAGUGUAAAAUCGGUUGGCCAUCAUGCAUGUAUAUAUACCACAUACAACAUACAUCACACAUCAUACAGUAAGCAGUGUGGUGUGGUUUUCUGACUAUUUG
Messenger RNA from Triticum urartu, 1171 nucleotides. The record is from RefSeq and is a predicted model, not a curated record. NCBI's taxonomy places the organism in Eukaryota, Viridiplantae, Streptophyta, Magnoliopsida, Poales, Poaceae.